Messenger RNA from Notolabrus celidotus (New Zealand spotty), 3930 nucleotides. Its product is annotated as zinc finger protein 652-like. Gene Ontology annotation, biological process: regulation of transcription by RNA polymerase II. Bases 170 to 1660 code for a protein of 496 amino acids. Gene Ontology annotation, molecular function: DNA-binding transcription factor activity, RNA polymerase II-specific; RNA polymerase II transcription regulatory region sequence-specific DNA binding. The record is from RefSeq and is a predicted model, not a curated record. The transcript has 4 exons. Gene Ontology annotation, cellular component: nucleus. Lineage: Eukaryota; Metazoa; Chordata; Actinopteri; Labriformes; Labridae.
UGAAAUGGAUUAACUGUAAAGGAGGUGUUUUGACAGUUGUUGUAGUUUAAGCUACAUCAGCCAACCUGGAUGCGCGCGCCUCUUGGUAGCGGAAGUCCUGUGUAGUAGUUGCUGUUGAUAACUUCCUUACCUGAAGCUAAACACCGAAACCAGACUGUUAUACUGUAAAAUGACGGGUUGUUGUGUGUCUGGCUGUUCAAAUCAGCAAUCCUCGAACAGGGCAGUUAAAUUUUACAGGAUUUCGUCUGGGUAUUCGACGUGUCAGGCCAACAGGAGACGGUUGUGGCUGAAGGCGAUCCAACAAGUGAACGGGAGCAGCGAUGGACUCAGGGGAAGUGCUCGUGUUUGUGGCGCUCACUUCAUAUCAGGAGAAGCGUCCAUGGAUCCUGAAAACCCUGACUUUGUGCCCUCCAUCUUUAAGUGCACCAAACAAAACCAGAAGAGAAAAGUGAAGAGGUUUAUGGGUCGCAGAAAAAGGAGGCCCCUUAGAGCUAAAGCUGAAACAGGAGACACAACAACUCAACCAGGAGCUGGUUCUCCUGCUGACCACCAGUCCACUGAAGUUAUUGAAGAAGCAGAGACACCAGUGUCAGUGCCAAAGGAAGAAGAAACAUUGACUAAAGAGGCUGAGACUGAAACCAAAAUGACCCUACCAUCAUGUGAAGCCAUGACAGUCGUCCUAGUACUAGACAAAAAGAUUCCCGUUCUGCUCCUCAAACGUGUUUUCACACCAGCAUUGGGGUAUCGUUGUCAGCUGUGUGAUCAGAACUUCAGCACUCUGUCUCAGCUUUUAAAAGACGAACAGCUGCACCAAGAAGGAAAAGAAGCCUGCAAUGAUGAAAGUUGUGAACAGCUCUUCACAAGUCAGGACGAUUUCGACGAGCUCCCGCAAGUCCAAGAGCCCUCCUUUCCAUGCAACAUUUGUGACCGAACUUUCACUUCAACUCAUCACCUCAAGCGUCACAAACUGCUGCAUGUCAAAGACGGCAGGAAGUGCAACAUGUGUGGAGUGCUCUUCUGCCAACGUCAUAAUCAUGUUUUAUAUCUGCCACAGACUGAGGCUUCAAUUGAGAUUGAAGAAGAGUCCCCCAUCGUGGAGACAGAAAAUACUCUGAUGGAAAGCCCAGAAUCAAACCAGAUACCGGACCCUGAUAAGCCUAGUCAGAGCACCGUGACCGUAACACCGCUGUCAACAACAUCUCCACAGAUUUUGCCUUCUUCACCCAAACCUUCUCGACCUUUUAUUAAGAUCCUUAAGCCCCUUCCUCACCCCUCAUACACUAGAGUCUUGACAGAAAUUCCGUUACCAGUGUUACCACUGUUACAAAAACCUGUCUGUGAAUCUUACCAAAUACCCAAGAACCCAAGUCCCUCCACUGAGUUUAAGCAGACCCUGCCCUACCGCCUGCGAGCCGUCAGUCAGCCCAGCUUACUCGAUGACAUAGAACUCCCUCCGUCACUACAGAUGUUCUCACCAAAGUUUCUCACCUCACCAUUCUUCGAAGUGACUAGAAAUUAUGGAUAUAUUUUAAGCAAACAAAGAGGUGUCAAGAAAAAGAUGGAGGAAAAAUGUGAGGAGCCACCGAUUUCUUUAGAGAAGCAAAGAGUUGAGCCAGAUAUAGAGGACAUCAACUCUUUUAACCUGGACGUUGUCUUCUGAAUGUACAAGACCAUUUCUAUAAGAGUUGGAACGCUUUGUAAAAGGUUGAUAAUGGUUUGCAAAUUAUUGAAGGUCUAUCUAAUUGAAAAUAGUGCAAAGGCGACAGAUGUGAACAUUUUAAAAAUGUUCUUGUUUCUACAAAAAUAUGCUUACUUUAAAUCUGAUGCUAACAACACAUUUGAGGCAGAGACAACAAAACUCUGAAAUGUUGUGUAAUGCACACAAAAAAAAAACACCAGUAAGAACAUCUUCCAACUAAUUUAAUUAAUUUGCAAGAGGUUAGUAACAUGACUAGGUAUAAAAUGGGCAUUCAAGAGAGGCUGAGUCUCUGAGAAUCAAAGCUGUGAAGAGGUUCACCACUCCGUAAGAGACUGGGUGAGGACACAGUUCAGCAAUUAGUGUGUAACUAAAAUUUCAGUGCAUACUAACAGGAAAAGAUUCAGCGAAUCUGGACAAAUCUCUGCUCAAAAGUGACAAGGUAAAUAACUGAUGUUAGAUGGCUGUGACCUUCGGGCCUUUCGGCUGCACUGUAUCACAAACAGGCAUGACUCUGCAGUGGAAAUCACUGCAUGGGCUCAAAAUCGAAUACAAAAACUAUCAUCCAUGAACAUCGUUUGCCACUGCAAUCACUGAUGCAGGUUAAAACUAUCAUGUUAAGAGAAAAAUAUAUAUCACCAUAAUCCAGAAAUGCCUGUGACUUCUGUGGACUUGUUGUUCUGUGGUCUGACAAAUUGAAAUUUAACAUUCUUUCUGGAAAUCUUUGAUGCUGCUUCCUCUGCUUGUUAUCAGUGCACAGUUAAAAGUGGGGUUGCAUAGGUACCCAUAGCAUGGGCAGCUGACACAUCUAGGAGGGCACCAUUAAUGCUAAAUGCUCUUUUCAGGGAAGACCUUUCAUAACAUAGCAAGACUUUGAAAAUUGUUGCUAGCAUCAAAUUUGUAAAAUGAGUAUAUAUUACAGAAAACAAUCUCAUUUUUCAGUUUCAACAUUUAAUUUGUUGCACAAUUUUCAAUUAAAUACAGGCUGUAAAUGAGCAAACCAUCAAAUUCAGUUUUUAUCAACAUCAUGUGCAGCCUCCAAACUGUUAUGGUGUUGGGUUGUAACUGGAAGUCUGUGUUAAAACAGUGCCUGAGUCUUUUACUUUCAUUCACUUUAAUUUAACUCAGCUGUGUGUUACCUCCUGUGAAAAUAGUUAAAGCUCCUGUGAGGAACUUUAAGUUUGUGUAGACUUUGGCGCUGCCUCAUGAGUCUUUACAAUGUAGAAUGUGAAGAUAAUCACUUCAUCUGACACCUGUUAUUUUCAGACACUAUUAAUGACAACAAUAAUUAUUUUUUUUCUUGGACUUGUUUGCUUCAGUGGAGUCAUUAUUCAUUUCAGUGUGUUUCAUAACCAAUUAAAAACUCCUCACAGGAGCUUUAAAGAUGAAUCUUAAUAACCCUACUCAUACAGGGUCAAAGUGAUUGAAGAUUUGUUGAAGAACAGCUACUAACAAAUGGACCUCAAACACACAUUGUUGGUGCAUUUGAUGGACAUCAAGCUACAACAAGAUUUGACUUUGGACUCAGUAUUGCAGACUUUUUGCUGCUCUUUGGAUGAAGUAACUAUGAAUGUAUUGCACCACACCUCUGUUCCUGUUGUCUUUGUCAGUCCCAGUCUGGUUCAGCAAAGCUUUGUACUUUAACCACAGUGCCUUGAUUCAUUAUGCAGCCUUUUGAUGCUGUCACAUCAUAAUCCCCUAAUUUCAUUUUUCAUUGUUUCUGGGGGAAGAUGAAACUGUUUUGGGAGUUAGAGAGAUCAUUUUAGAGAUCUUGAUUUUGAAACUUUGCUAUGAACAAACUUUAUUUGUAUCCCUUCUACCUCACCCAUCUGGAACCACACAGAUGAUGCUUCUUCUCUUUUAUGGAAAUGUGUUUUAGUUUUUCUGUUUGUAUAAAAACUUGCCAUAGUUGCCUUGGUAUCUGGAAUAUGUGAGUAUUGAAGUCUGGAGUUGGAUUUUUCUGUACUUAAAUCGGAGGUGACAGAUUUCAUGGUGGUGUAUUCAGAGAGGAAACUACCUGUCAGGAACGUUUUCUCUUUCCUGACUAUGAAAGGAUAUAACCUGCUGAGCAAUGGUGAAGCUGGACGAGAGCUCCCUCCCUGCUGUAGAGCUGCUGUAGCCAACACUGACCCUUUAAAAUGUGUGAAAGGAGAUAAGUCAUAACGUAUUAACAUGACUGUGUGGACUCAAAACACUAUAUUCUAAGUUUCUGAAUAAAAAUGAUUAACCUUGAA